This is a messenger RNA of Sorex fumeus (smoky shrew), 2740 nucleotides long. RefSeq names its product RAB33B, member RAS oncogene family (gene RAB33B). Gene Ontology annotation, biological process: Rab protein signal transduction. Gene Ontology annotation, cellular component: Golgi apparatus; endosome. Lineage: Eukaryota; Metazoa; Chordata; Mammalia; Eulipotyphla; Soricidae. The transcript has 2 exons. Bases 14 to 703 code for a protein of 229 amino acids. The record is from RefSeq and is a predicted model, not a curated record. Gene Ontology annotation, molecular function: GTPase activity; GTP binding.
GACGGAUUGCAGGAUGGCCUCGGAGACGGAGUCCUCGCUGGAGGCUAGCUUCUCGGCUAGCGGCGCCGCGUCCGGGGCCUCGGUGACCCUGCCGCCCGCUCGCUCCCGCAUCUUCAAGAUCAUCGUGAUCGGCGACUCCAACGUGGGCAAGACGUGCCUCACCUACCGCUUCUGCGCCGGCCGCUUCCCGGACCGCACGGAGGCGACGAUCGGCGUGGAUUUCCGGGAGCGAGCGGUGGAGAUUGAUGGGGAGCGCAUCAAGAUUCAGCUGUGGGACACCGCGGGACAGGAGCGCUUCCGAAAGAGCAUGGUCCAGCACUACUACCGCAACGUCCACGCCGUCGUCUUUGUGUACGACAUGACCAACAUGGUGAGUUUCCACAGCCUGCCAUCGUGGAUUGAAGAGUGCAAACAGCAUCUGCUGGCCAGCGACAUCCCUCGGAUCCUCGUGGGAAACAAGUGUGACUUGCGAAGUGCCAUCCAGGUACCUACAGACUUGGCCCAGAAAUUCGCUGACACACACAGUAUGCCUUUGUUCGAAACCUCUGCUAAAAAUCCCAACGACAAUGACCACGUGGAAGCCAUCUUUAUGACGUUGGCGCAUAAGCUGAAGAGUCACAAGCCUUUAAUGCUUAGCCAGCCCCCUGAGAAUGGCGUGAUCCUGAACCCGGGACCCAAACCUGCGGUGACUUGCUAUUGCUAGUGAAUGGGGUGAUGCCAACUUUGACUCCAGAAAUCCUCCUGCCAUCCGACAAGACGACGGAGGGUGUGAGCGUUGUGUGAUGGGUCAUCCUGACACGCACAUGGGCACGCUCACUUUUGUCUCUUGUAGCUACUUACAUUUGUUUUUGUCACAGCACCGGAGAAAAAUGUGGCUUUUGGGUGAGGUUGAGAAUGAAGCGAAGGUCCGAGGCUGCCCACUGAUGACAGCCAAGGAAGUUUUUAGACGGCUGCUGUGACGGAGCUUGAAGUCACUGGCCACUCAGUCCUGUGUCCCUGGGACCGGAAUAAAUAGGGAGUGUUCAGUAUGUAUUUACGGGCAUGUCUGAGUGGGAAAUGGCCUUAGCCGGGCACAACCCGAUAAUUUGCCUUGCUGGAGUUUUUUUUUUCAUUGUAUUAAUGUGAUCAGUGGCUUUAUGACUGGUACAUUUUAGAGCCAAGACUUUACUUUUGGUGGCAGAGGGAAGGCAUAGAAUGAUUUCAGAGACUUGAUGAAGAAUGACGGAUGACUUUCCUAAGAGUUCUGGGUAUUUGAUAUUUCUAAGUAAUACCAGUUCUACUUAACUUUUAAAGAAUGGGUUAAAUCAUUUUUUUUAACUAAAUUGUAGUGUAGCUAGCAACAGUAAGUCAGAUUUUAAUGCAAAUGAAGUGACAUUACAAGGUGCUUUAUAUUUGAUUUUGGUAACUUUGCCCGGUGUGAAAUCAGUGGUGAAUGGUUGAGUCAUAACUUGGCGUGAUCAGGCUGCAGCUCCUGAAUGCCUGCGUGACUGAUCCGCAAGCUCAGGCUGUUAUCUGGCUGCAUGGCCCUUGUUCUCCCGGACUCCCCAUCAGUCAGUUUAGAGAGUAAAAAUGGGAUUAAUCAUCCUGCAUCUGGAUUAGAUCUUCGAGAGUGGCCCUCUCUCUGCCGAGGCCUAAAAGCAUCUAUCCCUGUAGUCAGGCCUGGCCGCACUAAGCCGGGUUCUUCAGCUGGUUCUGAACAUGCCUGCAGCACCUUGGCCUCACUGCGUGGCUGCUGUCAGAUUAACCCGUGGUUGGUAUGCAUCGAGAGGCCUUUCGCUGUUGCGGAUUGUUCGCAUUUCCGCAUCCCCAUUCAGUGGUGCUGCCUCCCACGGGGUCGCAGCCCACAGUCACGGAGGCUCUAGGUGUGAUAGCGCCACACUUAGAUUCCACUCACAAGAAGCAAGGGAAGAAACCAAGUGGGUAUUGACAAAUAGCUCCUUCAGCCGGCAGAGAGGGGAAGGAUCUUUUCAAAAGUAGCUUACCUGUGCUUUGUGCAAAGAUGGCCAGCUUAUGGAGGAAGCGCCUUGAACUCAGCAUCAGCCACACAUGAUCUUUCUCCACAGGCUUGGUGUUGAGCAUCAGGAGAAAGGAGGCCAGGAGGUGAUCAUGGUAGGCUGUUGGCAGUGUGCGGACUCAGAUUAGAUCUAGUCCUGUACAGACAUUUCUUGAAUCAUCCUGGUGGUCAGAGCUGGAUGAGUUUUAAGAAUCAGAUAAUUGGGGGCUGGAGUGAUAGUAUAGCAGUAGGGUGUUUGCCUUGCACACCGUCCGCCUGGGUUUGGUUGCUGGCAUCCCAUAUGGUCUCUUGAGCACUGCCAGGAGUAAUUUCUGAGUGCAGAGCCAGGAACAACCCCUGGACAUCGCUGGGUGUGACCCAAAAGAAAAAACAUAUUUUUAAGAAGAAUCAGAUAAUUUUAUCAAAUGGACUAGCUGAAAGUCAUAAUCACAGGAAAUAGUUUCUUAGUUUUAAGUACUCCGCGUAAGGAAAAUGUUCAUGUGUAGGGGGAGUAAUUAAUUUUUCUUACGCUGGAGUUAAAGAUUGCCUGACUAUGCAAAUCAGUUUUGAUUUGUAUAUAUUUUUCUAUUGAAAAGUGAUAGCUAUAAUAAUUGUGAUGGGCGUAGCCAUAUUUUAAAGAAGGGAAUCUGUGUACUGCUUUUCAAAACACUUUCUAAAGUAAGGGAAGAAAGUUUACAGACUUUAAGCACAUUUAUGGUCUUUUAGUGCUGUUAUUAAUGGCUUUUU